Messenger RNA from Cryphonectria parasitica EP155, 1063 nucleotides. RefSeq names its product Brix-domain-containing protein. Gene Ontology annotation, molecular function: rRNA primary transcript binding. Gene Ontology annotation, biological process: maturation of LSU-rRNA; maturation of 5.8S rRNA. The transcript has 3 exons. Gene Ontology annotation, cellular component: nucleolus; preribosome, large subunit precursor. NCBI's taxonomy places the organism in Eukaryota, Fungi, Ascomycota, Sordariomycetes, Diaporthales, Cryphonectriaceae. The record is from RefSeq and is a predicted model, not a curated record. Bases 9 to 968 code for a protein of 319 amino acids.
CCGCCGAGAUGGAUGGGGAGCAGGAUGAGAAGGACAACGACGAAGACGACGAUGAGGCGGACAGCAUGCUUGGAUCCGACGUUGAAGACGAGGAGGGCCCAGACGGAGAGGCAGCGGAGAAGCUCAUGGAGAAGAUGCACGCCAAGCGAUCACAGAGGCAGUCGAGUGUCGCCCCCUCCACGACGAGCACCAACUUCGACAUGACGCCCGCCGUUCUCUCUGCCAAGUUCCCGAGCCUGUUCAACGACGAGCCCCCAAGGGUCCCCAAGGUCCUGAUCACCACAUCCCUCAACUCGACCCUGCACAAGGAGGCCGAGAUCCUCAUGUCGCUCUUCCCCAACUCCGAGUAUAUACGAAGGUCGGCGCAUCGAUACGGGCACAAGUACAGCGUCAGGGAGAUUUGCCGCUUUGCCUCGAACCGGGACUACACGACCGUGUUGGUGCUCAACGAGGACCAGAAGAAGCCCAACAGACUCACCGUCGUCCAUCUCCCCCACGGCCCGACCCUGACGUACUCUGUCAACAACUGGAUACCGGCUUCGAAACUGCCCGGCCACGGCAACGCGCAGGACGAGUUCUACCCGGAGCUGCUCCUCAACAACUUCAAGAGCAGCCUUGGCCUGCUUGCGGCCAAGAGCUUCCAGACGCUGUUCCCCCCGCAGCCGGACGUCCAGGCGAGGCAGGUGGUGACAUUGCACAAUCAGCGCGACUAUAUCUUCCUCCGGCGUCACAGAUACAUCUUUCGUGACAAGAGAGAGACGGAGAAGAGCGUCCAGGCUGCCGACGGCAAGGAGCUGAAAGGUGUCGAGAGCAUCAGAGUUGGUCUUCAGGAGCUGGGUCCCCGAUGCACCCUCAAACUUCGCCGUGUGGACAAGGGCAUCGGACGAGCAGGCAGCGAAGGCGAGGAUGCGCUGUCGUGGGAAUGGAAGGCCAAGAUGGAGAAGUCGCGGACGCGGUUCAACCUGUAGGUAGUACUCUGCCGCUAUGUCAUAGAAAAGGAGCGCGUAUGAGAGAUACGGUCAAUCAGCCAGCGAACCACCAGUCCGUCAAUACUGUACAAACC